This is a messenger RNA of Jaculus jaculus (lesser Egyptian jerboa), 1238 nucleotides long. Its product is annotated as N-acetylaspartylglutamate synthase A. Gene Ontology annotation, biological process: protein modification process. Gene Ontology annotation, molecular function: metal ion binding; ligase activity, forming carbon-nitrogen bonds; ATP binding. NCBI's taxonomy places the organism in Eukaryota, Metazoa, Chordata, Mammalia, Rodentia, Dipodidae. Bases 1 to 1143 code for a protein of 380 amino acids. Gene Ontology annotation, cellular component: cytoplasm. The transcript has 5 exons. The record is from RefSeq and is a predicted model, not a curated record.
AUGUGCUCGCAGGUCUGGUUCCUGACGGACCGGCGCAUCCGCGAGGACUACCCGCAGGUGCAGAUCCUGCGCGCCCUUCGCCAGCGCUGCUCCGAGCAGGACGUGCGCUUCCGGGCGGUGUUCAUGGACCAGAUCGUCGUCACCGUCACCGGCGGCCACCUCGGCCUGCAGCUGAACCAGAAGGCCCUCACCACCUUCCCCGACGUUGUGGUUGUGCGAGUGUCCACACCUUCCAUACAGUCAGACAGCGACAUCACCGUCCUGCGGCACCUGGAGAAACUGGGCUGCCGCUUGGUCAACCGCCCACAGAGCAUCCUAAACUGCAUCAACAAGUUUUGGACAUUCCAGGAGCUGGCUGGACACGGGGUGCCCAUGCCCGACACCUUUUCCUACGGUGGGCAUGAAGACUUUUCAAAAAUGAUCGACGAAGCUGAGCCCCUGGGCUACCCGGUUGUGGUGAAGAGCACCCGGGGCCACCAGGGCAAAGCUGUUUUUCUGGCUAGAGACAAGCAUCACCUCUCCGACAUCUGCCACCUGGUCCGUCAUGAUGUGCCCUACCUGUUCCAAAAGUAUGUGAAAGAGUCUCACGGGAAAGACAUCCGCGUGGUGGUGGUGGGCGGCCAGGUGGUCGGCUCCAUGCUGCGCUGCUCCACGGAUGGCCGGAUGCAGAGCAACUGCUCCCUCGGUGGUGUAGGUGUCAAGUGCCCACUGACAGAACAAGGGAAGCAGCUGGCUAUCCAAGUGUCCAACAUCCUGGGAAUGGACUUCUGUGGCAUUGACCUCCUCAUCAUGGAUGAUGGGUCCUUCAUGGUGUGUGAGGCAAACGCCAACGUCGGCUUCCUAGCCUUUGACCAGGCAUGCAGCUUAGAUGUGGGUGGGGUCAUUGCAGACUAUACCAUGUCCCUGCUGCCAAACAGGCAGAUGGGGAAGAUGGCCAUCCUCCCGGGACUGUCGAGUCCUAGGGAGAAGAAGGAGCCAGAUGGCUGUGCUUCAGCUCAGGGAGUGGCAGAGACCGUCUACGCCAUCAACAAUGGGUCUACCUCUAGUGAGAGUGAGCCUGAACUGGGAGAGGCCCGGGAUUCUUCAGCAAACACAGUAGGGGUCCCAUCCCCCCAUGCUGCCCGAGCCUGGCUACAACGUUAAUAAUAAGACUGCUUCAGAACAAACUUCAGUGAAUUCCUGCUUUUUUUUUUUUCUUUUCCUUUUUUGGCAGCAUUUAAAACCAAAUCCUACUGCUU